Setaria italica (foxtail millet) is the source of this 1164-nucleotide messenger RNA. Its product is annotated as endonuclease 1. Gene Ontology annotation, molecular function: nucleic acid binding; endonuclease activity. The transcript has 9 exons. Bases 53 to 982 code for a protein of 309 amino acids. Gene Ontology annotation, biological process: DNA catabolic process. NCBI's taxonomy places the organism in Eukaryota, Viridiplantae, Streptophyta, Magnoliopsida, Poales, Poaceae. The record is from RefSeq and is a predicted model, not a curated record.
UCAUACAUCUGAAGUUACUUCGAGUAACACCAUCGAUCGAGUACAUUCUACAAUGGCCUCCGGCGGCAAGGGCCUGCUGGCUGGUUCGUUCCUGCGAGCGGCGGCGCUGGGUCUGGUGGUUCUGGCGUCGGCGGCGCCGGUGGCUCGGUCGUGGAGCAAGGAGGGGCACAUGAUGACAUGCCAGAUCGCGCAGGGUCUGCUGGAGCCUGACGCGGCGCACGCCGUGAGGAACCUGCUGCCGGAGGACGUGGGCGGCGACCUGUCGGCGCUGUGCGUGUGGCCGGACCAGGUCAGGCACUGGUACAAGUACAGGUGGACCGGCCCGCUCCACUUCAUCGACACCCCUGACAAGGCCUGCACCUUCGACUACUCGAGGGACUGCCACGGCCCCGAUGGCGCCAAGGACAUGUGCGUCGCCGGCGCCAUCGCCAACUUCACGUCCCAGCUCCUGCACUACAAGCACGGCAGCGCCGAUCGCAAGUACAACUUGACCGAAGCACUCCUGUUUCUGUCGCACUUCAUGGGAGAUGUUCAUCAGCCGAUGCAUGUGGGGUUCACGAGCGACCAAGGCGGUAACUCCAUAGACCUGCGGUGGUUCAGGCACAAAUCCAACCUCCAUCAUGUGUGGGACAGGGAGAUCAUACAGACUGCUCUCGCUGAGUUCUACGACAAGGACAUGGGCACCUUCCGGAAGCAACUUGAGCACAACCUCACCAAGGGCACCUGGUCUGACGAUGUAUCAUCAUGGGGAGACUGCGAGGACCUCUUGUCGUGCCCAACCAAGUACGCGACGGAGAGCAUAAACUUGGCGUGCAAGUGGGCCUACAGCGGCGUCCAUGGAGGGGAAACCCUAUCCAACGACUACUUCGAUUCGAGGCUCCCGAUCGUGUCGCGGCGGAUCGCGCAGGGGGGAGUGCGGCUGGCCAUGUUCCUCAACCGGAUCUUCAGCCAGCACAACCGUGACGUUGCAGCGCCAUCCUGACCAAUUACAACCUGAUGAAGCCACACGCCCACACUUGUAACCUGACAUCGUCUCUGUUGCAUCUAUCCAUGCUAAUCCCGUAAUUCGCGUGUUACAUGACUCAUGAUGGAAGACUAGCUUGAGCAUGUACUCCAUACGAACAACAAAUUUUAACGACAAGUAUAUCCAUUGACACUUGUGCA